CCGAGCAUCUCUACGCACAUGCAAUAACCAUAGCAAGACAUUACACUUAUGUAUGAGUGAACUUGAUAUCUUCAUAACAAUUGAAUAGCGGAAGAAAUUUAGCCUGAGCCAGCAUUGCAGGCAUCGAUAUCCGCCUCAUACGACCCAAGGGGUUUACCUGUGCACUGUGUACUUCCGGUACCCUAAACAACAUACAAGGCGGAAAGUUCUAAACUGAAACAAACCAAUGGAGAAUUUGUGGCAUCUCCGCCGCGUUGCGGACAACGCCGCCAAAGCUUGUUGGAUAUGCUAUAAACCAUCCACAAGUGUCCUGAUUACACCCUCCAAUAAGGACUUUUUCUACAUCUGUGCUGGACACUUGACUGAUCGAGGGUUCUGUCAGCCAGAGGCUGAGGAGGCUAAGAGGGUUGCGGAUCAGAAAAAGCAAGAAGAGUUAGAUCGCGAGAUCGAAGCUGUUAAAAAGGAGUAUGAACAGAAACAGCAACUCAAACGUGAAAAGAGAAAAUCAAAGGACAAGGAAAAGGAUAAGGAGAAAGAGAAGGAAGAAAAGGCCAAGGAAGAAGACGAAGACAAACAGGAUGAGAAAGCCAAAGAAGACAAGGCCAAGCUCUCAAAGACAAAAGAGAAGACUCAAACCGAGCUCAGUCCUCGUAUAUUCCAACUAAACAAAAGCUUCUACCAGAUGAGGUUGGACAAACUCCGAAAUGCCGAAAUCGCCAAAAGAAACCGCGAACGGCUAAAUGACCCUAAGAAUUUCCCAUCGGUACCUAGUGGUAAUCCUUAGUCGCGUGUCAUGGUCAGCCACAUUGGGGACAGCAGUAAUACAACAGCAAUGCCUCAGCUAUCAGCUGUGCUUCAUCUGUAUAGAAUCCUUCUCGUAUCUAUAGUUCAUAGGUGGGGGUGGGGGGGGAGUGCAUCUA
Messenger RNA from Bipolaris maydis ATCC 48331, 920 nucleotides. The record is from RefSeq and is a predicted model, not a curated record. Lineage: Eukaryota; Fungi; Ascomycota; Dothideomycetes; Pleosporales; Pleosporaceae.